ACAUUUCCCGAUUUCUCCCGGCUGUAUCCGCCGUACGGCUCCCCUACAACGGUCGGCAGCGAGUCGAGACGACGACGGUCGGCCAGCGUGCCUCUAAAAGCCCGCACACAUUCCGGCCAGCUCACCGUCUUGUCCCGGAAAAUCGAAGCGAGCCGAGAUUUGAUCCRGAAGGAGCGAUGCCGCUGUGAUGACCUGCGUUUCCUCAAGGGAUUGUUCUCCAGUCAGACAAGUGGGACAAGUUCCAGCCCGGAUCCGGUUGACAGGUUUACGUGAUGGGCAGGCGAUGGAGUCGUCCAUCAUCUUUCUUCCCCAGUGACUAGCCCUGCCAGCCUUCGCUCUUCAGGCACGAGUGUGUACCGUCAAUGCAAGGCCCCCCUUUUUUUUUUUUUGCCAUGGUGACAUAAGCGGCGCUGCAACAUGAGGGAGCGCCAACAUCAUCGUCUCAUUUGUUUCUUCGGUGGCCGCCGCUGCUGCUGCUACGUUAAUGCUGUUUAGCUUAACGAGAGCAGCGAGUUUUUGGUGAGCGAUUCCUGCUCGUGUUUUUGUUUUGUUUUAUUUUUGUAGUUUUUGUUUUUAAACACACACACACACACUGAGAGAGACUGUCCCCUUGGCGUGUUGCUGGGCCGGUGGGGCGGAGCGGUGUGGUGAGAGACGAUGCUGGGAUGUGUGUCACGCCUCCGCCGGCUGGUCCGCCUCCUUCCCCUGCAGACCUCCCUGCUCCUCCUCUUCAUCUUCUGCACCGUCAGCGUCUUCAUCUUCUCCUACUACCUCUAUGGCGUCAAGCGGGAGCCCGAGCCGUCCGGAGUGGGCAUGUCCGGGUCCGAGGGACUUCCCCAAGACUUGGAUUAUCCAAGGGUCGUUCCGUCCCGGCUCUUACCCAUACGAAGUAUCCCGGGGUCUAAUGGAGUGGACCUCGGAGGGACCAGGACAGAUCCUGUGGUUCUGGUGUUUGUGGAAAGCCAAUAUUCUCAAUUGGGGCAGGAGAUCGUGGCCAUCUUGGAGUCGGGCCGGUUCAAGUAUCGGACCGAAAUCUCUCCCGGGAAAGGGGACAUGCCCACACUGACGGACAAAGAGCGAGGGCGUUUCACGCUCGUGAUUUAUGAGAACAUUCUCAAGUACGUGAACUUGGACGCCUGGAACCGAGAGCUGCUGGAUAAAUACUGUGUGGAGUAUGGAGUGGGCAUCAUUGGCUUCUUCAAGGCCAAUGAAAACAGUCUGCUCAGCGCGCAGCUCAAAGGCUUCCCCCUCUUUCUUCACUCCAACUUGGGUCUGAAGGACUGCACUGUCAACCCCAAGUCUCCACUUCUCUUCAUCACCCGAUCUGGACAGUCGCUGCCAGGUCCUCUGCCCGGGGACGACUGGACCGUGUUCCAGUCCAAUCACUCCACGUACGAGCCCGUGUUGAUGGCAAAGACCCAAUCAGCAGAGAGCGUGGCAUCGAUGGGCCAGCAUGCGGCAAUGCUCCCGUCGGUGGUGCAGGACCUGGGACUUCACGACGGAAUCCAAAGGGUUUUGUUUGGCAACAAUUUGAACUUCUGGCUGCACAAGCUGGUUUUUGUAGACGCCGUGGCCUUCCUGACCGGGAAGAGGCUCUCUUUGUCCCUGGAGCGCUACAUCCUCGUGGAUAUAGACGACAUCUUUGUGGGCAAAGAGGGCACCCGCAUGAAGGUGCCCGACGUGAAGGCCCUGUUGGAGACACAGAGGGAGCUGCGCACCUAUGUGCCCAACUUCACCUUCAAUCUGGGCUUCUCAGGGAAAUUCUUUCACGCUGGAUCUGACGAAGAGGACCUGGGAGACGACCUGCUGCUUUCCCACGUGAAAGAUUUCUGGUGGUUCCCUCACAUGUGGAGCCACAUGCAGCCCCACUUGUUCCACAACCAGUCGGUGCUGGCCGAGCAGAUGUUGCUCAACAAGAAAUUCGCCACGGAGCACGGGAUCCCCACUAACAUGGGCUACGCUGUGGCUCCUCAUCACUCUGGCGUCUACCCCGUACACCUGCAGCUGUACGACGCCUGGAAGAAGGUUUGGGGCAUCAAGGUGACCAGCACUGAGGAGUACCCACACCUAAAGCCCGCCCGCUUCAGGCGAGGCUUCAUCCACAGCGGCAUUAGCGUGUUGCCCAGGCAGACUUGUGGUCUUUUCACACACACCAUCUUCUARAAAGACUACCCAGGCAGUCCGAAUGAACUGGACAAGCUCAUCAACGGAGGGGAGCUCUUCCUCACGGUUCUGCUGAACCCCAUCAGUAUUUUCAUGACCCAUUUGUCCAACUACGGGAACGACCGCCUCGGCCUCUACACCUUCAAAAGCCUGGUGAUGUUCGUGAAGUCGUGGACCAACCUGAAGAUGCAGACCUUGCCUCCGAUCCAGCUGGCCCAGAAAUACUUCAGCCUGUUUCCCUCUGAGAGAGAGCCCCUCUGGCAGGAUCCUUGUGAGGAUAAAAGACACAAGGACAUCUGGUCCAAAGAGAAAACGUGUGACCGCUUCCCCAAGCUGCUAGUGAUUGGACCUCAGAAGACUGGAACAACAGCUCUCUACUUYUUUCUMGGGAUGCAUCCAGACCUGACCAGUAACUACCCCAGCAAGGAAACGUUUGAGGAGAUCCAGUUCUUCAAUGGACACAACUAUCAUCGAGGCAUCGACUGGUACAUGGACUACUUCCCUCUGCCCUCCAACACCAGCUCAGACUACUACUUUGAGAAGAGUGCCAACUACUUUGACUCUGAGGUGGCUGCUCAGAGGGCGGCAGCUCUCCUGCCCAAAGCGAAGAUCAUCACCAUCCUCAUAAACCCGGCGGACAGAGCCUACUCCUGGUACCAGCACCAAAGAGCUCAUGAUGACCCGGUGGCUCUGAAAUACUCCUUCCAUGAUGUCAUCGCCGCAGGCCGCGAUGCUCCAGUCAAACUACGGGUCCUUCAGAACCGGUGUCUGGUACCAGGGUGGUACGCUAUCCACUUGGAGCGCUGGCUCAGUCUCUACCACUCCAGCCAGGUGUUAGUUUUGGACGGACAGAUGCUGAAAAGCGAGCCCGCCUCCAUCAUGGAUAAAAUUCAGAAGUUUCUCGGCCUCCCAAACGUCAUCAACUACCACAAGAUCUUAGCGUUUGACCCCAAGAAAGGCUUCUGGUGUCAGCUGCUGGAGGGAGGAAAGACCAAGUGUUUAGGAAAGAGUAAAGGACGCAGGUACCCCGAUAUGGACCCUGAGUCCCAGGAGUUCCUCAGGGAGUACUACAGGGAUCACAACAUCGAGCUGUCCAAGCUGCUCUACAGGAUUGGCCAGCCGUUACCCAGCUGGCUCAGAGAGGAGRUGGUCCACACCAGGUAGCAGUACCUGCUGCAGGAGGAAGACCACUGCUCCACCCCGCAGGGCUCACCGACCGCGUGGCCUGAAAUGGUGAAGAUCUCCGGUUGUUUUGACAGACUGGAGUCUAAUGAGGAUCUGAGGGCAGAGGGGGGGGGAGGCCUAACUAGGAGCUCAACACUGAACCCUGAUCUUCCAAAAAAGAAAAUAAAUAAAUAAAUAAAAGCGGGGGCGAAACCAGGAACCCCCCCCCCAAAUGAUGUGUCCGCCGGAGGUUUUCAGUUGUAGAGACUGUGAUGCACACCAGGGGACCUCCGCUGUCGGAUAAUCAGCCCUGUUCAUCAUCAWACUGUCAUCAUGCCAACUGGGCAUGAGAAAUCCAGGAAGUGACAGGUGUUUUUAAUGAGACAAUGUGAUGUAAGCYUUAUCACGUCCACACCGUAGUAUAAACUUCAUAAAAGGCAGCGUGAUGGACAGAGAAACUUUGGUACAAACUACUUGUGAGGAGKAGUGUUUGUAUGAGAGUGAAGCGGGACGUGUGGCGUCUUGACUCCGGCUGCAUCUUUGUAGCCUUACUCYAAUAGGCCUUGAUAGAAACUCUAGUUAUUACAUUUACAAGUGCCAGGACAGAAUCUUCAUUUAACUAUCAUCACAUGYACUUCUGAGGGUUCUUCUUUUAAACAUUUCUGUUUUUUAUUCGUUCUGGUUUAACUUUUAUUUUUUGUUUGUUUGUUUUUGUAAUGCUGAUGGAAAUGCAUAUUUGUAGAAUGUACCAAACCGAAACAUGUUCACUGCGUUUGUUUCACACUCAAAAGAAAAUAAAAGGCAAAGGCAGGACGUGCAGUUCGGUCCUUUUCAAACUGUUUUUGUCCGGGGGGGACAGUAAGAAGAGACGCUGAAAGCACAAAGGCACUCGGGGCAAAGCGUCGAUUCUGAACGUCCAGAUAAACGGAGAAGCACACUAACUAAAAUGGGUCCUACUACAGUCUGUGAAGAGAAUCAUAAGCUAGCUACUGUAUGUUUAUUCAGCACUCUGGUUCUGCAGAUUCAGAUCUGUGUACAGAAGAAGAAAGUGCAUUUCAGCAUUUUUAUUUUAUUUUAAUUUUUUGUCAAAACUGUACAUUUUUGUUUUAUAGUUUUUGUUUUAAUUUACUAGAAGAGUUUAAAAUUGUGGGGGGUUAAAGGAAACCUACCAGAACAACGUAAGAGAAACGUGCAGGUGGUUGGUUUGUCAGUCAUCUUGUUACCAUUGCAUCUAGAUGUCAAGCAUUGGUAACAAAAAUAAAACAACAAAAAAAAAAAGCUGCUCUUACUGCAAUAGUUUUGUACAUUGUUCUGAUCUAAUAAUGCACAGGACAGUCCGUCAUUUCCUGACUUUGUAAUGUACAUAAAGCGAAACCCUGAGUAGACCUAAAUUAUUGAAUGUGUUUGGGUUUACGCUCCCAUCAGCCUGUUCUCGUAUCGUGACACAUCAAGCGCUGCACCGAGGGCAGUCUGGACUCUUUAUCAUACGAAGCGUGUCUCUUAAGAGUGUUUUUCCUCUCACGUCCUCUCACUGCCAACUGUUGUACAGGAAAAAAAAAAAGAAAAGAAGUGCAGAGUUUCUCCAUAUAAAGUAUUACACAUAACAGCAACGAUGGUACUAAUCUCCAGGACUGUAUGAUAAAGAUUUGUAAUUGUUGUCAAUAAUUUUUACAGUGUAACUAAUAUUGUCGGUGCUUUUUAAUUUGCAAAUAAAACACCACUGUAUUUUUCAGUAA
Austrofundulus limnaeus is the source of this 5063-nucleotide messenger RNA. It is a transcript of the gene ndst1a, whose product is annotated as N-deacetylase/N-sulfotransferase (heparan glucosaminyl) 1a. The coding region runs from base 658 to 3327 and encodes 889 amino acids. The record is from RefSeq and is a predicted model, not a curated record. Lineage: Eukaryota; Metazoa; Chordata; Actinopteri; Cyprinodontiformes; Rivulidae. Gene Ontology annotation, cellular component: Golgi apparatus. The transcript is spliced from 15 exons. Gene Ontology annotation, molecular function: deacetylase activity; heparan sulfate N-sulfotransferase activity; hydrolase activity.